This is a messenger RNA of Trichosporon asahii var. asahii CBS 2479, 948 nucleotides long. RefSeq lists its product as uncharacterized. The record is from RefSeq and is a predicted model, not a curated record. NCBI's taxonomy places the organism in Eukaryota, Fungi, Basidiomycota, Tremellomycetes, Trichosporonales, Trichosporonaceae. The coding region runs from base 1 to 948 and encodes 315 amino acids. The transcript has a single exon.
AUGGUCGCCACCAUCCACUACGCCUACUUCCCCGGCAUCUUCUCCUCAAUCAUCGGCCACUGCGACCCCAAGACGCAAAACAAGCUGCGCCUUCUCUGCUCCGCCGUCAAGCUCGAGAUUAACGAACUCCACUGUCGGUUCAUCACACUGUAUUUCGACCCCGUGGACGAGGAUGAGAACCCAGGGAUUCCUCCGGAAGAAGUAUCCCUCAGCGUCGUGGCCGACCUCCGUCCCAAGGUACCUGUGCUACGUCCUUCGACUGCGCCUGUGAGAAAGGGGACGGUUGCGCGAAACCUCGCAAAGGGAAUUGACCCAGCCCACGCCUUCGCCCUCCGCUGUGCGAGGGGCGUGUACACCUGGACCGAUGACUUGGCGUGGGACCUCUUCAACAAAGUCCAAGCUGAACAGUACGAACAGUACGGUUUGAGCUACCACAGCCCCUUCAGGUUGCUGGAAAGGGUUACCCGCAUGGAUAUCUUUGUGGGCGAUGUUGCCGCUCUGGAAACUCAUGAUUCAGGGCCGAUCCCACUCCCUUCAUGCGUGCGAAAUCUGGUCUUGCAUGUCAAGGGCCGGGACAGGUGGGCCGGCGACAGAGAGCUGGUGCAUGGCUGUCCGUCUCUUCGAAUCGAGUUUCAGAAGCCCAGCUUAGAGCGGCGCCAACUUGAGCAGCUCCGGUUGGAGCAUCACCAACCUGCAACAAGCACUCUACUUCGCACCCUAAUCGUACCUUGCGUGGAACUUCUCAUCCUCAUUGUCUGGACGGAGCAACUGGCCAUCUCCUACCUGUCGAGCAUCAAGGACCGUGAGCGCCACCCAGACCUCCGAAUCGUGGUCGCAACUGGUUACGACUCGCAACCGGAGGAGCAACGCCAGCUGCUGCAAACGUUGACGGAAGUGAUUGACGCAGACAUCGCCGUCUGUCGUCUUGCCGACGUUCCGCGCGAUUGA